UUUAGCAUUUUCAUGGGGUUUUCUAUGUUCGGAAUAAAAUUAUUUGGACUGCAUUUCCCCCGGAAAAAAGUGCCUUAAGCCCCAAGAAAUAGGCAUAACAUUUUUCAAGUUUAGAAAGUGACGAAGGUUUGCACAACUCCUCUCACCUACUCAAUUGUUAGAUACUUAAGAGAUCACCAACCAAAUUGACCCUUCUGUUCCAUCUCUUCUUCCUCCAUCUAAAGUCCUAUAUAAUGUUUUCGUUUCCAUUUACAUUUUUUCUCUGUGGGUUCAGUUCAGAAGCUUAAAACCGGAACCCUAAAGAUUUGCUCACCCAAAUGUCUGGUCUACUCGGGAAAAUAUCUCCGGCCAGGCGAGUUUCCCGUCAUGAUCUCCCCCUGUUUUACCUUGACCAGACAUCAAUGGAGCCCCAGAGUUGCCCUAGAAGGGGCACACCAAGGGUAUCCGCCACGCUGGCAGAGCUUCUGAUGCGCGUGGAGGGUUCUCCGGAUGACCAUAGUGCCCAUCGUCGUCAUCAGGCCAUGGAUGUCAAUGUCACCUCCAAUGCCUGGAGCUCGGUUCCCACUUCUUCUGUAUCUUCUUCCCCCUUUGUUCUUUCCUUUAACGACCUGACUUACAGUGUGAAGACAGGGAAGAAGUUCGAGUUCUCACCUUGUUGCGGGAAUUCAGCUUCAGGUUCUGAUGCAAAUGAUUGGGCAGGCAAUAGUAAGCUCUUGAAGACAUGAUCGGGUGAAGCUCAAGACGGGGAGAUCAUGGCCGUUCUUGGGGCAAGUGGGUCGGGGAAAUCGACGCUGAUCGAUGCAUUAGCCAACCGAAUUGCCAAGGAGAGUCUCCGAGGAUCUAUCACCUUAAAUGGGGAAGUUCUCGAGUCGAGUUUGCAGAAAGUCAUAUCAGCUUAUGUGAUGCAAGACGACCUUCUCUUCCCUAUGCUUACUGUGGAGGAAACCCUAAUGUUCUCUGCAGAGUUCAGGCUUCCUCGUACGCUGUCCAAGAAAAAGAAGGCGGCCCGGGUCCAAGCUCUGAUCGACCAGUUAGGGCUGAGAAGCGCUGCAAAAACCAUCAUCGGGGAUGAGGGUCACCGAGGAGUCUCGGGAGGAGAGCGGAGACGGGUUUCAAUAGGUACCGACAUAAUCCAUGACCCGAUUAUCCUCUUCCUCGAUGAACCGACUUCCGGGCUUGACUCUACCAGUGCUUUCAUGGUGGUCAAAGUGCUUCAGAGAAUAGCACAGAGUGGGAGCAUUGUUAUCAUGUCGAUCCAUCAGCCAAGUUACCGAAUCUUGGGCUUGCUCGACAGGUUAAUCUUCCUUUCCCGCGGAAACACCGUUUAUAGCGGCUCACCAGAAAAUCUCCCUCGGUUUUUCGCAGAAUUCGGUCAUCCAAUCCCUGAAAACGAGAAUAAAACUGAGUUUGCACUCGAUCUAAUCCGUGAACUAGAAGAUUCACCAGAAGGAACCAAAACUCUAGUCGAGUUCCACAAGCAAUGGAGGACGAAGAACAGCAGCAGCAGCUGCAGCAGCUGCAGCAGCAAGAACCAGAACAGAAACACCAAUGUCUCGCUCAAAGACGCGAUAAGUGCGAGCAUUUCACGGGGGAAACUCGUGUCCGGAGCAAAGAAAAAUGGCUCAAACCUAACAUCCUCAGUUCCGACAUUUGCAAAUCCAUAUUGGAUCGAGAUGAUCGUCAUAGCGAAGCGAGCACUGCUGAACUCGAGAAGACAACCCGAGCUCUUCGGAAUCCGUCUAGGAGCCGUUCUAGUCACCGGAAUCAUCCUCGCCACUAUCUUCUGGAAACUCGACAGUUCCCCAAAAGGGGUUCAAGAACGUCUAGGGUUCUUCGCCUUCGCCAUGUCCACGACCUUCUACACCUGCGCAGAAGCAAUCCCAGUGUUCCUGCAAGAACGAUACAUAUUCAUGAGAGAAACAGCGUAUAAUGCUUACCGGAGAUCCUCCUAUGUCCUGGCUCAGUCCAUAAUCUCAAUCCCUUCACUCAUCGUCCUCUCUCUCAGCUUCGCCGCCACGACCUACUGGGCCGUCGGACUCGCUGGCGGCGGAAAUGGGUUCCUCUACUUCUUCCUCACCAUCCUCGCCUCCUUCUGGGCCGGAAGCUCCUUCGUCACAUUCCUCUCCGGCGUCGUCUCUCACGUCAUGCUUGGAUUCACCGUCGUCGUCGCGAUCCUCGCGUAUUUCCUUCUCUUCUCCGGAUUCUUCAUCUCCAGAGACCGAAUCCCUCUCUACUGGAUCUGGUUCCACUACAUCUCCCUCGUGAAAUACCCGUACGAAGGUGUUCUUCAGAACGAAUUCGAGGAUCCGACGAAGUGCUUCGUCCGUGGGAUUCAGAUGUUCGACAAUUCUCCGUUAGGUCAAGCUCCGUUGGCGGUGAAGACGCGGCUUCUGAGCAGCAUGAGCAGCGUUUUGGGGAUCAAUGUGACGGCGGAGACGUGUGUGACGACGGGGAUCGACAUUCUGAAGCAGCAAGGGAUAACGGAUCUCGGAAAAUGGGAUUGCUUUUGGAUCACCAUUGCUUGGGGAUUCUUCUUUAGGGUUCUGUUCUAUUUCACGUUGUUGAUCGGAAGCAAGAACAAGCGGAGGUGAAGAAGAUAAAGAAGAAGAAACUGAUUUCAGGGGAAUUUAUUAUAUUUAAAAUUGAGGUUCAGCAAUUUGUUUUUUUUUUUCGAGAUAAAUUAUGUAUUUGU
Tarenaya hassleriana is the source of this 2692-nucleotide messenger RNA. RefSeq names its product ABC transporter G family member 20-like. The record is from RefSeq and is a predicted model, not a curated record. NCBI's taxonomy places the organism in Eukaryota, Viridiplantae, Streptophyta, Magnoliopsida, Brassicales, Cleomaceae. Gene Ontology annotation, molecular function: ABC-type transporter activity; ATP binding; ATP hydrolysis activity. The transcript is spliced from 2 exons. Gene Ontology annotation, cellular component: membrane.